Messenger RNA from Haliaeetus leucocephalus (bald eagle), 2107 nucleotides. RefSeq names its product chromatin assembly factor 1, subunit B (p60) (gene CHAF1B). Gene Ontology annotation, molecular function: protein binding. Lineage: Eukaryota; Metazoa; Chordata; Aves; Accipitriformes; Accipitridae. Gene Ontology annotation, cellular component: nucleus; CAF-1 complex. The coding region runs from base 2 to 1720 and encodes 572 amino acids. The transcript has 13 exons. The record is from RefSeq and is a predicted model, not a curated record. Gene Ontology annotation, biological process: DNA replication-dependent chromatin assembly; nucleosome assembly.
CAUGAAGGUCAUCACUUGUGAAAUAGCGUGGCAUAAUAAGGAGCCUGUUUACAGCUUAGACUUCCAACAUGGAGCUGAUGGGAAGAUCAAUCGACUGGCCUCAGCAGGCGUGGACACAGCCGUUCGUAUAUGGAAAGUAGAAAAAGGGCCAGAUGGAAAAGCAAUUGUGGAAUUCUUGUCCAACCUUGCUCGCCAUACCAAAGCAGUAAAUGUUGUGCGCUUCUCUCCAACUGGUGAGAUCCUAGCAUCUGGAGGAGAUGAUGCUGUUAUUUUAUUGUGGAAGCUGAAUGAUAGCAAAGAAUUGGAACCAUUAGUUUUUCAGGAUGAAGAUGAAGCUCACCUUAACAAGGAGAACUGGACAGUCAUUAAAACUUUAAGAGGCCACCUAGAAGAUGUAUAUGAUAUUUGUUGGACCUCAGAUGGAAAUUACAUGGCAUCUGCUUCUGUAGAUAACACAGCUAUAAUGUGGGAUGUCAAUAAAGGACAGAAGGUUUCAAUAUUAAAUGAACACAAGAGUUAUGUCCAAGGAAUAACCUGGGAUCCUCUAGGCCAGUACAUUGCAACUCUGAGUUGUGAUAGGGUCCUGCGGGUGUACAACACGCAAACCAAGCGUGUUGCAUUCAAUGUUACCAAGUUGCUGUCUGGAUCAGGAGCUGAAGGAGAGGCUAGGAGCUAUCGGAUGUUUCAUGAUGACAGCAUGAAGUCAUUUUUCCGCAGGCUCAGUUUUACUCCUGAUGGCUCCUAUUUACUCACGCCAGCUGGCUGUGUUGAAUCGGGCGAAAAUGUAACAAACACCACAUAUGUUUUCUCCAGAAACAAUCUUAAAAGGCCCAUGGGUCACCUGCCAUGUCCUGGAAAGGCAACUCUUGCUGUUCGCUGCUGCCCAGUCUACUUUGAGUUGAGACGAGCAUUUAAUAAAGAUGAAAUCAGUCAGAAAUCAUCUCCUGCUCUAUUUAAUCUGCCCUAUCGAUUGGUGUUUGCUGUUGCUUCAGGAGAUUCUGUGCUUUUUUAUGAUACUGAGCAGUCCUUCCCCUUUGGUUAUGUUUCUAACAUCCAUUAUCACACCCUGAGUGACAUUUCAUGGUCCAGCGAUGGAGCCUUUCUUGCUAUUUCUUCCAUGGAUGGAUACUGUUCAUUUGUUACCUUUGAGAAGGAUGAACUGGGAAUAGCACUGAAGGAGAAGCCACAGAUAAAUGUCAGGACUUCUGGUGCAACAGAGAAGAAAGUGAAAAAGAGCCAGUCGCACAAAGUCAUUUCCCCGGGCUCUAAGCUGACAGAGGGGACUCCUCCCGGCAGGGUCACCGAUCCCAGCACUCCCACCCUCCAACCUAGAACACCUACAGCUGUCGGUAAGGACUUGCCUUCCACACCUGUAAGCAUAAAAAAUGUUCCAGUCUCAUCUUCAGAUGAGAGGAAAAUCAGCCAGUCAGCCAGCCAGAGCACUAAAGUAAACCAGCCCAGGAGGAUUACUCUCAACACUUUACAAGCAUGGAGCAAGACGCCAAGGAGAGUAAACUUGAUUCCACUGAAGCCAGAUAUGACAACCUCUGCAUAUACAGAUACAGUUCCUAUACCUCCUUCCUCAGAACAGGAACGUGAGAGGCCGUUACCAUCUGAUGACAGUCUUCAAAAUCCUCCAGCAUCGAAACGACCUAGAACUGAGGAAUUGUCUCUUUCUACAUCUGCUGAAAGUCAAGUCAGCUGCAAUUCAAACAAAUAAAGGCUGAGCUUUUAGUAGACUCUUCACAGUCUGAAGGCAAUCCAGCCAUAUCUGAGAGUACAUUUAUUUUGCAAAUGUUAAAUCCUCAAUUCCUGAUUAAAGUACCGUACACAUAUUUGACGUAGUGCUGUGAAGAAAGAAACUGGCAGUAGAAGACACAGAUUUCAGGAAUGUAGCUUUGCAGAAGAGGAAAUAGUUGGGAAGUGACUUCUAAGUGUGUUUCUACUUCUUGAAGACAGCAUUCUUCAAGAAAUGCCACAGCUUAAGGAAAUCAGGAAAAUCUGGGUAUUAAAAAGCCAUACAGUAACCUAAAAGUCUCCAUCAAAGUCCCUAAGUUGAUGUUUAUAAAGUAUUGUACCUUCCAGUAACCUGUCUGGCAAAAGAAUA